This is a messenger RNA of Gossypium arboreum, 832 nucleotides long. Its product is annotated as OVARIAN TUMOR DOMAIN-containing deubiquitinating enzyme 4-like. Gene Ontology annotation, cellular component: cytosol; nucleus. The transcript is spliced from 6 exons. NCBI's taxonomy places the organism in Eukaryota, Viridiplantae, Streptophyta, Magnoliopsida, Malvales, Malvaceae. Gene Ontology annotation, molecular function: cysteine-type deubiquitinase activity. The record is from RefSeq and is a predicted model, not a curated record. Bases 169 to 648 code for a protein of 159 amino acids. Gene Ontology annotation, biological process: protein deubiquitination; endoplasmic reticulum unfolded protein response.
CAAACAAUGAAAAUUAUUCUCUCAUCACUUUCAACCUCCCUCCCCAAUUUUAUUCACCGGUAAAUCUUUUUCUUUUUCCCUGCACAAAAACCGCACUGUUCGUCGAUUGAUUGCUUUUCAGGAUUUUCCUCUCUCUCUCUCUCUUUUCAAAUUUAGUUUAAAAAAAAUAUGAAACGAAUGCCUAAACAGGAAACUUGGAUUGGCAUUCCUGGUGAUGGGAGAUGUUUGUUCCGGUCAGUAAUUCAUGGUGCUUGGCUGAGGUCAGGGAAGCAGUCUCCAAGUGAGAGCUGUCAGAAAGAUCUUGCUGAUGAACUCAGAGAUAAAGUUGUUGAUGAAUUCAUCAAGAGGCGGGCAGACACUGAAUGGUUCCUUGAGGGUGAUUUUGACAACUAUGUUGUGCAGAUGCGGCAGCCUCAUAUUUGGGGAGGAGAACCUGAGCUGCUAAUGUGCUCACAUGUCCUACAGACCCCAAUAACAGUUUACAUGAGGGAUAAGAAUGCGGGUACCCUCAAAAUUAUAUCCGAGUAUGGUCAAGAGUAUGGUAAGGAAAACCCCAUCAAAGUUCUGUAUCAUGGUUACGGACACUAUGAUGUAUUGAUGAGUCCAGAAAACAGUGCCUCUUCUAAACCCAGGUGGAAGAAAAGAUGACUUGGGGAUAAUUGCACCCUAAAACAAGUGAUGCUAGGAAUUCUGUACUGUAAUGCCGUUGUGAAUGUAAUGAUACGAACUGUACCAAGUUCUUGGGAGUAAAAUUCUCAUUUAUGGAUUCUAAAUAAUCUUAUGUGAAAUGGCCUGAUUUAGAUCAAAGGUCCAUGACCUUGCAAAGAACAAA